AUGUUAGAUCCCGAUCCGUGGGAUCCAUCCGUUUUAAAAUAUAUAACAAAACCUCAAAAUCUUGUUUGCUCACACCUUCCACCAUUAACUUAUAUCGAUCAAUUGGAAAAUACGACAAACGUCUUAAAAAUUCAUAAGAAAUAUUUAAAAAAAUAUAAAAUAAAUUUAAUAAAUAAUUUUAUACAAUGUUGUUAUAGUUUGAUAACAAGAACAGAACAAAAUCCUAACAAAUAUAAUAUAAGCGCUGAUAAUGUAUAUCACGCAUCGAAAUGUGAAAAUUUUACAAAUGAAAUCAUCUUACCAAACGAUGCAGAAUUUAUUUUUGUUAAAUGUUUAAGUUACCAAAAAGGAAAAAAAACGGGGAAAGAAUUUUAUAAAAAUGUGCAUUCGGUAGUACCCAUGUUACCAUCGGCUGACGAAAAAAUUAAAAAUAAAAAAUCACGUUCGGAAAAUUUCGAUUCUACCGAUAAUGAUGAUGACGACAGACUCAACGUAAUUAUUUUAGGAAUCGAUUCCGUAUCGAGAAUUAAUUUGAAAAGGAUAAUGCCGAAAACGUUAAAAUAUCUCCGGGAUAAAAAUUGGAUACAAUUGAAUGGCUACAAUAAAAUAGGGGAAAAUACAUUUCCAAAUUUAAUGGCUAUUCUCAGCCGAGAAUCGAUGAAAAAUUUAAAUCAAGAUACUCCAACAAUAUCAACGUUUAAUUUCAUGAGAACGGGUUUCGUUGAAAAACCAACGGAUUAUUACAUGAGACCUUUUAUGUUAGCAGCUCAUCAUUUGUUACCUUUAAAAGUAUUAAAUGGACUUCCGGUAUGCACGGGACCCAUACUCGUCAUAGAUCACAUAUUAGACUACGCUAAAAAUUUUUUUAAAGUUUUCAAUAAUCACAAUCAUUUUAGUUUACUAUGGACGAACAGUUUAGGACACAAUGAUUUGAAUGCACCGAAAGCUUUGGACAACAGCGUUUAUAAAUUUUUAAGUGAUAUUUCACAACUCGGCGUCUAUGAGAAUUCGCUAAUAUUAAUUUUAAGCGAUCACGGAAUAAGAUUUGGAAAUAUAAGAGAAACGUUUAUCGGUUACAUGGAAGAAAGAUUACCUUUCAUGUUUAUAUGGCUUCCGAAAUGGUUUCAAGAUAAAUAUCCGGAAAAAUAUAAUAAUUUACAAGUAAAUCAAAACAGGUUGACAUCUCCCUACGACGUUUACGUCACCAUUAAAAAUCUUUUAAAUUUCGUCACGCAAAACGAAAAUCGUAACGAAACGUAUUAUUAUUCGUCGAAUAAUGAAACAACUGCUGAAAAACCCAAAUCGUUGUCCUGUCCGAAAUCAACCGGUUUGCUAGAAGUACAACCUUUGGAAAGAACUUGCAAAGAUGCAUGCAUAGAUGAAAAUUGGUGUAUGUGUUCGGAAUUUCGAAAUUUACCGGUUAGGGAAAAAGCAGUGAUCGAUGCAAGCGAUAUCAUGUACAAUUUCGUUGUUAACAAAACGAAUGAAUUAAUUAAAAUGGAAAAAGUUAAAAAGGGUUUGUGUUCCCGUUGGACCUUUUUAAAAAUUUACAGAGCGCAAGAAGUCAUCGAUUUGAAUGAUAACGACGACGAUGAAAACGAUAAUAUUAACCGUUUGAAAAUUGAUUUCGUUUCGAGAAUAUUCGUUAUUAUCGUCGAAUUGAAUCCCGGACGAACGAAAUUCGAAUCCACCGUUAAAAUGUUUUUUAAUUUAAAUGGGGAAAAAUCACAUUACGAAUUUUUAGAAUCUCCCAAAAGGUUGGACAGCAUUUACAAAACUUCCAAAUGCGUUAAUUCAGCUUCUCUCAAACGUUACUGUUAUUGCGUUAAACAAUAA
Molecule: messenger RNA, 1836 nt
Organism: Pediculus humanus corporis (human body louse)
Lineage: Eukaryota; Metazoa; Arthropoda; Insecta; Psocodea; Pediculidae
Exons: 4
Coding region: 1-1836 (611 amino acids)
Source: RefSeq, a predicted model, not a curated record